UUUCAACUUCCCAUUCUUAGCUUUUCAGUUUUUGUGGGGCCCUUAGUUUUGUGGGGCCCUUUCCCUCCAUGUGCUCUUGCUCUCUACUCUCAAACCUUUGCUUCCUAAUUCAAACAACUCCUCACAUUUCAUAAUCUUCUUGAAAAACUUUGUUCAAAACUUGCAAUAAGCAACUCUCAGUUUCUUGUUUGAUGAAAAAAACUUCUUCUUUUCUCCUUAUAAUCUCAUAAAGUUUCAAUCUUUACAAGAAAAAUGAAGACCCUUAUUGGGUUAAAGCUUGUAACUUUUCUGGUUCUUGGGAUUUCUGCAUUAUUUUUUGGUGUAGUACAGUCUCAAGAUGAUGCUUCAGUUAUGUUAGCUUUGAAAAAGAGCUUAAACUCACCUCAAGAACUGGGUUGGCUUGACCCGGAUCCAUGUAAGUGGGACCAUGUGGGUUGUUCAGAUGAUAAACGGGUGACCCGGAUCCAAAUUGGUCACAAGAAUCUUCAAGGUAAUCUCCCUCAAGAACUCUCUAAACUUACUCAGCUUGAGCGUUUAGAGCUUCAAUGGAACAAUAUUUCUGGCCCUUUGCCUAGUUUAAGUGGUUUAAGUUCAUUACAAGUGUUAAUGCUAAGUAACAAUCAGUUUAGUUUCAUUCCUGCUGAUUUCUUUACUGGAAUGUCUUCAUUACAAUCUGUGGAAGUUGAUAAUAAUCCUCUUCUUGGUUGGGAAAUACCUGAGAGCCUUAAAAAUGCUUCGUCCCUUAAGAAUUUUUCAGCAAAUUCAGCUAAUGUUAGUGGGAAAAUUCCUAGCUUUUUUAGCCCUGAUGAGUUUCCUGGAUUGGUAAAUUUGCAUUUGGCUCUUAAUAAUUUGGAGGGUGAAUUGCCCUCUAGCUUUUCUGGUUUGUUGCUUGAGUCUUUGUGGUUAAAUGGGCAAAAACUUAGUGGUGGAAUUGAUGUUCUACAAAAUAUGACAUUCUUGAAAGAGGUUUGGUUGCAUUCCAAUGGAUUUUCGGGCCCGUUGCCGGAUUUUUCAGGAUUAAAGGAUUUGGAGGUAUUGAAUCUUAGAGAUAAUUCCUUUACAGGUCCUUUGCCAGCUUCUUUAGUGAAUCUUGAGUCUUUGAAGUUCGUUAAUUUGACGAAUAAUUUAUUUCAAGGACCAAUGCCUAAGUUCAAAGAUUCAGUCUCGGUUGAUUUGACGAAAGAUACAAACAGCUUUUGUUUGCCACAACCAGGUGAUUGUGAUCCUAGAGUAAAUACAUUGCUUUCAAUCGCAAAAGCGAUGGAUUAUCCAAGGAAGUUUGCGGAGAACUGGAAGGGGAAUGAACCGUGUGCUGAUUGGUUUGGUCUUACUUGUACCAAUGGUAACAUUACAAUUGUAAAUUUCCAGAAAAUGGGGCUUUCAGGAACAAUAUCUCCUGAAUUUGCUUCACUGAAGUCACUGCAAAGAUUAGUUCUUGCAGAUAAUAACCUCACCGGUACAAUUCCAGAGGAGCUGACCACAUUGACGGGCCUUGCAGAGUUAGAUGUGUCGAACAACCAAAUUUAUGGAAAAGUACCAGCAUUUAGGAAUAAUAUGAUUCUGAAAACUGGCGGUAACCCUGAUAUCGGAAAGGAUAAGAGUGAUGUAACUUCCCAAGGCAGUACUUCUCCAGGUGGUUCGCCAGGCUCUGGUUCUGAUGGUGAUGCACAAGCAUCUCGUAAGAAGUCCAAUCGAUGGAUUGGAAUUGUGUUAUUUUCUGUAAUUGGGGGUGUCUUUGUGCUUUGUUUCAUCGGUGCAGCAGCUUUCUGUCUGUACAGGAGCAAACAAAAGCGUUUUAGCCAAGUGCAAAGUCCAAACACCGUGGUGAUGCAGCCGCGCAAUUCUGGUUCUGACAAUGAUAGCGUGAAGAUCACAGUUGCCGGGUCCAGCGUUGUCAGUGUUGGUGCAGUUAGUGAAGUUCAUACCGUUUCUACUAGUGAAACCGGUGACAUUCAAAUGGUUGAAGCAGGGAAUAUGGUGAUAUCCAUUCAAGUACUGAAGAAUGUGACCAACAAUUUUAGCGAAGAGAACAUACUAGGGCAGGGAGGCUUUGGUACCGUCUACAAAGGAGAGUUGCAUGAUGGAACGAAGAUUGCCGUCAAGAGAAUGGAUUGUGGAUUCAUCGCUGGGAAGGGACUUACUGAAUUCAAAUCCGAGAUUGCUGUUUUGACCAAGGUCAGGCAUAGGCAUCUUGUUGGACUACUUGGCUACUGUCUUGAUGGGAACGAGAAGCUUCUAGUCUAUGAAUACAUGCCUCAAGGAACAUUAAGCAGUCAUCUUUUCAACUGGAGAGAGGAAGCGCUGAAACCCCUGGAAUGGACAAAAAGAUUGACCAUUGCAUUAGAUGUUGCUAGAGGUGUAGAGUACCUCCAUAGUUUAGCCCACCAGAGUUUCAUUCAUAGGGAUUUGAAGCCCUCAAAUAUUCUACUAGGGGAUGAUAUGAGGGCUAAAGUUGCAGACUUUGGCCUUGUGCGACUUGCUCCUGAAGGGAAAGGUUCUAUACAGACAAGGAUUGCUGGGACAUUCGGAUAUCUGGCACCAGAAUAUGCAGUAACUGGGAGAGUUACAACCAAGGUGGACGUGUUCAGUUUCGGUGUGAUUUUGAUGGAGCUCAUCACAGGAAGAAAGGCUCUUGAUGAAAGCCAGCCUGAGGAGAGCAUGCAUCUUGUAUCGUGGUUUCGAAGAAUGCAUCUGAAUAAGGAUACAUUCCGAAAAGCAAUCGACCCCGCGAUUGACCUGAGCGAUCAGGAAACACUCGCCAGUAUCAGCACCGUUGCUGAGCUAGCCGGUCACUGCUGUGCAAGGGAGCCAUAUCAAAGGCCCGACAUGGGUCACGCUGUCAAUGUUCUUUCAUCUCUUGUGGAGCUCUGGAAACCAUCCGAGCAAAGCUCAGACGACAUAUAUGGCAUCGAUCUUGAUAUGUCACUGCCUCAGGCUCUUAAGAAAUGGCAAUCUUAUGAAGGUUCUGCUCACAUGGAUUCAUCCUCUUCUUCUUACCUUCCUAGCUUGGAUAACACUCAAACUAGUAUACCUAUUCGCCCCUACGGAUUUGCCGAGUCAUUCACAUCUUCUGAUGGCAGGUGAGAAGUUGGCAUUCUUUGAUCUAGGUUUGGUUGUUCAUUCUCUCUGUUUCUUCCUCCUUGCCGCGAGUCGCAAACAACAUUUUUUUAUUUUUUGUUUUCUGUUUUAUAUUCCUGCUUUUUUUAACUCUGAUGCUUUGAUUUAGUGUGGAUGUAAUGUAGUUUUGGAACAUUGCUGGAUAGGGAUUUUUCGGCUUAAGAUUUUUCUUGUCUUCUGACUCUUUUGUAUAAUGAAUCUCUUUCUCUUUGUAUUCUUGAAUUGCUCUUUUAGGAAAGCAGAAGUUACAGGUUGUAUUGAAAUGUAAAGUGGCUUUGAA
Molecule: messenger RNA, 3397 nt
Organism: Nicotiana attenuata
Lineage: Eukaryota; Viridiplantae; Streptophyta; Magnoliopsida; Solanales; Solanaceae
Product: receptor protein kinase TMK1-like
Exons: 2
Coding region: 253-3084 (943 amino acids)
Biological process (GO): protein phosphorylation
Molecular function (GO): ATP binding; protein kinase activity; protein binding
Source: RefSeq, a predicted model, not a curated record